Messenger RNA from Penicillium diatomitis, 837 nucleotides. Its product is annotated as SDR family NAD(P)-dependent oxidoreductase. The record is from RefSeq and is a predicted model, not a curated record. NCBI's taxonomy places the organism in Eukaryota, Fungi, Ascomycota, Eurotiomycetes, Eurotiales, Aspergillaceae. Bases 1 to 837 code for a protein of 278 amino acids. Gene Ontology annotation, cellular component: membrane. The transcript is spliced from 4 exons.
AUGAAUCCACCAUUACCAUCGCUGACCCGGACCUGGCACAAUGCCUCCUACCCAGCCAUUUCACCUCACCGACCCGAGUCGGCUGCCACAGGCAAGACGAUCAUCAUUACUGGUGCAGGAAGUGGCAUCGGCCGCGCAACCGCACAGUCGUUUGCUAAAGCAGGAGCACAGAAGAUUGUGCUGAUCGGGCGAACUGAGGCCAGCCUUCGAGAGACCGCCAAAACUCUGACCUGUAACACCUCGGUUCAGGUGGCCGAUGUAACAGAUGAAGAAGCGCUAUGUGCUAUUGCUGCUGCCACUGGUCAGUGGGACGUGAUGGUCCUCGCUGCGGGAUACAUUUCCCCCCGGCUUCGAUUAGGGACGCGUCGGUGGCCGAGUGGCGGCAAAACUUCGAGCAUGGUCAUGUCGCAGGUUUUUCUCCCCACGGCUAAUCCUGACCAUGCAACCAUCGUUGCUCUUACUGCGGCGGUGGUGUUCCCGGCGGCUCGAUUGCAGAAAAUGUCAGGAUACAUCACCUCAAAGCUGGCUGUGGUCAAGUUGGUCGAGUUCUUGGCAGCAGAAAACCCCAAUCUGGUCGCGGUUGCACUUCACCCUGGCAUGAUUGACACGAAGGUGUUUCGUGAAUCGGGUGCUGAUCCCCAUCAUCUUCCUAUGGACACAGUGGAGCUGCCUGGGGAUUUUACUGUCUGGCUAACGAGCCCUGAAGCCGCCUUCCUAAGCGGUCGCUGUGCCUGGGCCAACUGGGACGUGGACGAGCUCAAAGCCAAGGCAGAUGAAAUCAAAUCGGGUCUGCUGCUGACCUCGGGCAUUUAUGGUUGGCCAUUCCAUUCUCCUUAG